Aspergillus chevalieri is the source of this 3663-nucleotide messenger RNA. It is a transcript of the gene pmcB, whose product is annotated as putative calcium-translocating P-type ATPase(PMCA-type). The transcript has 3 exons. Bases 1 to 3663 code for a protein of 1220 amino acids. Gene Ontology annotation, biological process: intracellular calcium ion homeostasis; calcium ion transmembrane transport. Gene Ontology annotation, molecular function: ATP binding; P-type calcium transporter activity; ATP hydrolysis activity. The record is from RefSeq and is a predicted model, not a curated record. Lineage: Eukaryota; Fungi; Ascomycota; Eurotiomycetes; Eurotiales; Aspergillaceae. Gene Ontology annotation, cellular component: membrane; intracellular membrane-bounded organelle.
AUGGCGACUCCAAAUACUAACCACCGGGACGAGCUCCUCAACCCUUCAAUAGUGAUUCCAGAGGAUACAGAGCUGUCUCCAGCCUCGUUAUCGCCUACAUCACCAAGUCUCGGCAUAAGCCAGCCACAGCCAACCCUAUCACCCGAUACUGCUCGACUAACAGUUCACAAUGUACCGCCGCGGACAUCGCAUUCGUUGGACGGGGAUACCCUGCGUUCCAGAUCCGGCUCGUUCAACUCAUGUGCCGACACCGUUGGACGAACCAGGGCUGGCUCCUCAGCCACUGAGGAGCCUCAGGAGCCAUCAAAAUCGAAAGCAGAAUACGACGAUGUACCACUAUCCGAAGCCUUGAAUCCAGAUCCCCGAAAUGAACAAGAUUUCCAUGUGGACAACAACAAGUUCGCUUUUACGCCCGGUCAGCUGAAUAAAUUGUUGAACCCCAAGUCGCUGGCUGCUUUCCAGGCUCUUGGUGGCUUGCGUGGUUUGGAACGGGGUCUACGGACGGAUCUUACGUCGGGGUUAUCGGUGGAUGAAGCUCGUUUGCAGGGUACUAUUGGAUUCGAGGAAGCGACAUCUCAGUCGACAUCAGACAAGAAAGUCCCGAUCCCAGACGACAACCCUUCCGAUGCAUCGCAAUUUGAGGACCGUGUACGAGUAUUUGACUGGAACAGACUUCCAGCAAGGAAAUCUACUGGUAUCCUGAAGUUGCUCUGGUUGGCCUACAACGAUAAGAUCAUCAUUCUCUUGACUAUCGCUGCUAUUGUGUCGCUGUCUUUGGGCAUCUACGAGACGAUUGACGCCGGCCAUGGUGUCGACUGGAUUGAAGGUGUUGCCAUUUGUGUCGCUAUCGCUAUUGUUACCAUCGUCACCGCUGCCAACGACUGGCAAAAGGAGAGACAGUUUGUCAAGCUCAACAAGCGAAACAAUGAUCGUGAAGUCAAGGCUGUCCGCUCUGGCAAGGAUGUUAUGAUUUCGAUCUUUGAUAUCACGGUCGGCGACGUUCUCCACCUCGAGCCCGGUGACGCAGUCCCUGCCGAUGGUAUCCUCAUCUCCGGCCAUGGGGUCAAGUGCGAUGAAUCUUCUGCCACUGGUGAAUCUGACCAGAUGAAGAAGACCGACGGACACGAAGUCUGGAAGCAAAUCAUGGAUGGAAACGCCACGAAGAAACUUGACCCUUUCCUGAUUUCUGGAGGCAAGGUUUUGGAAGGUGUGGGAACAUACUUGGUUACAAGUGUCGGUCCUUACUCGACCUAUGGCCGCAUCAUGCUGUCGUUGCAGGAGUCGAAUGAUCCUACUCCGUUGCAGGUUAAAUUGGGCAGACUGGCGAACUGGAUUGGUUGGCUGGGCUCAGGUGCGGCCAUCAUCCUGUUCGUGGCGCUGCUCAUUAGGUUCCUUGUUCAGCUGCCUGGAAACACUGCCACUCCCGCUGUCAAGGGAAAGCAGUUUGUUGACAUCCUCAUUGUGGCUGUUACUGUGAUUGUCGUUGCAAUUCCUGAGGGCCUUCCCUUGGCCGUUACACUUGCCCUUGCAUUCGCCACAACGCGGAUGGUCAAGGAAAACAACCUUGUCCGUGUCCUUCGUGCCUGUGAAACAAUGGGCAAUGCAACCGUGAUUUGCUCCGACAAAACAGGAACUCUGACGCAGAACAAGAUGACCGUGGUCGCUGGCACCUGGAGCUCUGACCAGAGUUUCGGUCAGGCCGCGGAGGACGAUACUGCCAUGUCUGUGUCUGCUGUGUUCAAGCAGUUUUCGACAGUUGUGCGUGAUUUGAUCACCAAGAGCAUUGCGCUUAACUCCACUGCUUUCGAGGAGGACAAGGAUGGGUCCAAGGAAUUCAUCGGAAGCAAGACUGAGGUGGCAUUGCUGCAACUGGCCAAGGACCAUCUUGGUAUGGAAUUGGCCACUGAGCGUGCCUCUUCGCAAAUCGUCCAAUUGAUCCCGUUCGACUCUGCUCGCAAAUGCAUGGGCGUGGUAUACCGCGAACCCACUGUCGGUUACCGUCUCCUUGUCAAAGGUGCAGCUGAAAUAAUGGUCGGCUCGUGCUCGAAGAAAAUGACGGACUUGGACUCCCGGAACCGCAUCGCCAACGAUCAGUUUUCCGACAAGGACCGCCAGAAUAUGCUCAGCACCAUUGAAUCAUAUGCGGGCAACUCUCUUCGAACGAUUGGACUGGUUUACCGCGAUUUCUCCAGCUGGCCACCUCAGAACGCCGAGCUCUUGGAAGAUGACCCGUCAGCUGCCAAGUUCGAAGACAUUUUCCGUGACAUGACGUGGAUUGGUGUUGUUGGUAUCCAGGAUCCCCUGCGGCCCGAAGUCCCCGGCGCUAUCCAGAAGUGCAAUGCUGCUGGCGUGCAGGUGAAGAUGGUUACUGGUGACAACAUCGCAACGGCUACAGCGAUCGCGACAUCUUGCGGUAUCAAGACGGAUGAGGGUUUGGCCAUGGAAGGGCCCAAGUUCCGCCUGUUGUCUGAUAAGGAAAUGGACGAGGUGAUCCCAAACCUUCAAGUCCUUGCUCGCUCCUCACCGGAAGACAAACGUAUCUUGGUGGCUCAUCUGAAGAAGCUUGGCGAGACGGUGGCUGUGACUGGAGAUGGCACCAAUGAUGGUCCUGCGCUGAAGACUGCCGACGUGGGAUUCUCCAUGGGUAUUGCCGGCACGGAAGUUGCCAAAGAGGCCAGUUCUAUUAUCCUCCUUGACGACAACUUCAGGUCUAUUGUUACUGCGAUAUCUUGGGGAAGAGCCGUCAACGACUCCGUUGCCAAGUUCCUUCAGUUCCAGAUUACUGUCAACAUCACCGCUGUCCUCUUGACCUUCGUUUCCGCGCUUUACAGCAGCAGCAAUGAGAGUGUCCUGAACGCAGUGCAGCUGCUCUGGGUCAACUUGAUCAUGGACACUUUCGCUGCUCUCGCUCUGGCUACCGAUGCACCGACGGAGAAGAUCCUCAACCGCAAGCCUGCUCCUAAGCACGCCUCCCUCUUCACCAUCACGAUGUGGAAGAUGAUCCUGGGCCAGGCAGUCUACCAAUUGGCUAUCACCUUCAUGCUCUACUUCGCCGGCAACCGCCUUCUUGGAAGCCAGCUCAGCGCCACAAACGGAGACACCCAGCUCGCCACGAUCGUAUUCAACACCUUCGUGUGGAUGCAGAUCUUCAACGAGUUCAACAACCGCCGCCUCGACAACAGCUUCAAUAUCUUCGAAGGCAUGUUCCGCAACUACUGGUUCCUCGGAAUCAACUGCAUCAUGGUUGGCGGCCAAAUCAUGAUUAUCUUUGUCGGCGGUGCCGCUUUUGGCGUUACUCGUCUGACUGGUGUUCAAUGGGGUGUGUGCAUUAUUUGCGCUAUUGUGUGCUUGCCCUGGGCAGUGGUCCUCCGGACCAUUCCGGAUAAGUAUUUCAGUGUUAUCUUCAAUGGCACCAUCAAGGCUGUUAGCUUUGUGCUGCGGCCGUUUGCCAAGGGACUUCGCCUCUUUGCCAAGGGAGUCAAUUCUAUCUUCCGACCUUUGAAGCGUGUCUUUCGUCGUGGAGACGGGGGAAAAGAGAGCACUUCCGCUCCUUCGGAUGAAGAAGCCACGGCACUGACAGAUGUGGACCAGAACCGAUUGUGCACUCCAGGUGCAACUGCCACUCCUGUCACUGUUCCGCCCAUCACUAUUACGACCUCUUAA